Messenger RNA from Trichobilharzia szidati, 2299 nucleotides. The record is from the annotation of a GenBank genome assembly. Lineage: Eukaryota; Metazoa; Platyhelminthes; Trematoda; Strigeidida; Schistosomatidae.
GCGCGUAGUUUAAGUGAUGCGUUACUUCAAUGGGUGUCCUUGGGUUGCAGCUGGCGACAACAUUAGUGGCAGCUAGUGUCUUGUCAAAAGUUAUUUCUUUCUACUCAUUUACUCGGCUUUUGGUCGCAGGUCUUUUGAGAUAUGCUGUCCCAACCGAUGAGCAGUUGCUGGAAGCUAGCGGCAAUUGUAAAAUUAAAACGAAAGGCAAGAAGAAAAGAAUUGAUUCGUCUUCCGUAAACUCCAAUGGGACGAAUUGUAACUACGACACUUUCUAUUUUCCUCGCGUGACAACCAUACAUCUGAAGCAAUCUCAUGUAUCUAGUGCCGAUAUUGCCCUCUUACCUUUGUACUCGAGUCAUCAGUGGUUAGUUGACUUCACUGUUUGUGCAGUAUGUGUGUAUUUGAUUAAUGAACUCGCCUACAACUGUGCAAUCCCAUGGUAUGAAGGUUAUGGUCGAAAUCGAACUACACCAACUAAUACUACAGUGAAACAGUCUCCCUCUCCCGUAUCUCUUAGUUUGCGUAUUAAUUUGAGCCUAGUUUGGAUAACACUAAGCCUUUGGUUCACUAUUCGCACACUUAUUUCUCUGACCGCAAUAUAUUUCCGAUCUCAAAAUAGUAACACUAGAAUUGAAUCCCGUCCUUCCAAGCCCACUACAAACGGCAUAUCUACAAAUAUAACUUCAGGUGAAUGUAUACUCAUUCUUGCAGCUGCAUUUUUCUUCCUUAUCGCUGCGACUUUGUUUCUUUCUCUUGAUGGCACAUUUGUGGAUUUUGGCCUCCAAGCUGCAUACGGCAAUAUGACUUUUGGGGAGGUUUCAUCAUCAAGCAGCCCUAUCAUUAGCUGGGGCUCAUUUCAUUUCAUCCUAGCCAUUAUCGCUAGCAUAAUUGGUGCUCUGUUUGUUUAUCCUGGAUUAAAAUUUGGGAAAAUCUACUUGGAUGCUGUAAAACAACUUUCGACUCCAGUAAUGAAGAGAUUCAUACUCCACCUGAAUUUUAUAUGUCCAAUAAUCCCUAUCCUACUUUGGCUUACUUCAAUCACUGAUCAUAUUUCUCGGUCAUUAAUCAUGCUUACGCAUAGUAAUUCAAUAUCUGAACAUCCCUUUCUCUUAAUGAUCGUCAACAUUUUGUCUAGUUUAUUCUUGAAACAUUUGGAUAGUAUCCGGAUACUUACAUGUCUAGCGGUUAUUCUCCUUCGUUUCUCCACUACUCGCUGGAUUUUACAGGCAUACCUGAAUUCCGCACAAGAUAAUUUGGACAAAUUCAGUCGUGAGCCAGGUCAAACAUCAAACAAAGAAGUGCAACGAUUAGUUGCAAGCAUUUUCUAUUGUUUAAAUCUUGUCUCACUUCAAUACAUUACACCAUGUUUUCUAUCUUUAUGCCUUUUAUGCUUAUAUAAAAAUUUAUCCGGUCUCUCAUGGUUACCGUUUCAGUAUUUUCAGCCAUCCUUGUCAUCGAAUAGUACAACUCUGCCUGUCGCUGUUGUAUCGAAUGCUCAAAAUCUAACGAAUCUUUCCUCGUCAGUCCUUUUUUCAAGUAUUAGUCAAAGUAAUCUCACUUCUUGGCCAAGUAUGCUUAUUCAGGCUAGAUAUACUAUUAAUCAGAUAAUGGAUAGUUAUAUUCUACGUGGAAUGACUAUUUCACAUGGUAUAUUCGGUUUCCUACUCUGGUGGACACUACUUAGUUGGCAGUCGAUGAGUUUACUAGGAUUAGCCUAUCAUCGAUUUGCUUCUAAUGACUGACUUUACUAGUGAAUUAAUGAAUUACUUUUAAAAUUCUAUUGUCUACUGUUAAACAUUUUUUACUGAUUUAUAUUUGAAUAAUUCCCUUUAUCACCUUUACCACCUUAUAUAAUGAUUGUUUUUGUUGAUGUGACGUGAUAAAUUUCGUCACUUUAGAAUGUAAUCUAAUCGUCUCUCACCUCAUGUAUGUCCCUUUUCAUAGCAACUUGAAUCACUGAUAAUAUUCCCCUUUUUUGUUUUAUCCUAUUUCACCGCAACACUUUAGUUUACUCGUUAUUUUUUGACUUUACAUAAUGUUUGUUAACUAGCUAACCUCGCCUUACACACCCCUUACUUCUACCACCCCUCCACACACAUACACAUAGCAAACUUCUUUAAGUCCCCUUAUUCUGUUGCUUUCUAUCGUUUUGUUGUAAAAAAAAUACAGCAAAAAUUAUCUUUGUAGAAGUAUAAUAAUAUAUAUAAUAUGAAACAUUUGUUCAUCCAAUUAAUAUAAUUUAUAAUUUGUUAUUGUUCUUACCCAACAAUGAUUUUAAGUGUCUUGUUUUGUUUACUCC